Molecule: messenger RNA, 649 nt
Organism: Meloidogyne enterolobii
Lineage: Eukaryota; Metazoa; Nematoda; Chromadorea; Rhabditida; Meloidogynidae
Source: the annotation of a GenBank genome assembly
UAUAAUUAUCAAAAUCAUUUUUUAAAAUCAGAAUUUGUAAAAAAUUCCUUUUUAGCAAUCUCAAAUUAUCUUUGGUCUUUCUCCUAUUUUAUCUUUAAGUUUCCGUCCUUUUUUAUACUAUAUAUUUUUUUCUUAAUCAUUUACAAAUUUAUUCUUUUAUUUUUACUUUACAUAAUGUGUUCUGCUACUCUUUUAUGUGUUUCCUUUUUUAGCACCUCGAAGAUUUUUUCAUAUUUUUUAAGUACAAUAGAAGGACACCUACGCAUAUUUAAUGUGCCUUAGGCCGCUGCUUCUUUAUCCGCUACUUAUGUUAAACAUAAGUAGAGAUUUGCUGCAAGAAGCUUGCUUCAAGUUUCUUAUUUUGCUUCAUGUUUCCUAUUUUGCUUCAUGUUUCCUAUUUUGCUUCAUGUUUCUUUUUGCUUCAAGUUUCCUUUUUUGUUUUGCUUCAUGUUUCUUGUUUUGCUUCAAGUUUCCUGUUUUGCCUCAUGUUUCCUGUUUUGCUUCAUGUUUCUUAUUUUGCUUCAGGUUUCUUGUUUUGCUUCAGGUUUCUUGUUUUGCUUCAGGUUUCUUGUUUUGCUUCAAGUUUCUUGUUUUGCUUCAUGCUUCUAAUUUCAAGCUUCUGAUAUUUUGCUUACUGAAUUUUUUCUAG